Piliocolobus tephrosceles (Ugandan red Colobus) is the source of this 1759-nucleotide messenger RNA. RefSeq names its product solute carrier family 5 member 4. The transcript is spliced from 3 exons. Gene Ontology annotation, biological process: sodium ion transport; transmembrane transport. Gene Ontology annotation, cellular component: plasma membrane. The coding region runs from base 1242 to 1697 and encodes 151 amino acids. Gene Ontology annotation, molecular function: D-glucose:sodium symporter activity. NCBI's taxonomy places the organism in Eukaryota, Metazoa, Chordata, Mammalia, Primates, Cercopithecidae. The record is from RefSeq and is a predicted model, not a curated record.
AGUCAACCGUGUUGCUAUGUGUAGUUGUAGUAUAAUCAUUUUCUUUCUCUGUGAUGCUCCGCUGUAGUCAGAUAUCAGAAUUUGUCUAGUCUUUUCAAAGAAAUUGGUAUCAAGAGAAACUGACCAACUAUUUAAAAGACUGUCCUUUGUUGUUGACAGUAACAAUAGCUUUAGCAAAUUAAACACUUGGGGAAAAACCCAAAGGUCUCACUUGGCCCAGAGCUUGACUCUGGACAAAUGCUGUAGGAGAGGGAGUACAGGAAGGCAGGAGCAUACCUGUAGUAGAGAAAGUACUGGUUGGUGUUCAGGAGGCCCAAGAUGCAGUCGUCCCACUAAUAGGUGUAUGAUCUUGGACACACAUCCUCCUUAAGUCUCAAUGAUAAAGCAAUGACUUGUUUUCCCCUCUCUCUGUGUUAUCAAAUGCCUACUAUCUCACAAAACACAAUAGGAAAAAAACACAUAUGCUUUUAAAAUUCCUGCCUCAUGCAAUGUAUGCCUUUGUCAGGAAGAUAGAUAAUUAAUAAAGGUGUGCUACCUCAGGUGACCAGAGGCGCUAGAAAGACAAAGCAGGAAGAAAGGAUGGAAGCAACCUCAUCCAGGUGUUCAGGGAGUCCUCUCUGAGGGGGUGGUGUCUGAGCAGAGCCUGCAGGAAGUGUGGGAGUGAAGCCCAUGGUGCUCUCAGGGAAGGAACAAUGAGGGCUGCUUUCCUCCUACAGUCACAUAUGUGGCGUGUUUGAGAACAACCAGGAGUGAGGUUCAUCCGUGAGAAGCCAGUGGGAAAGUGAAGAGCAAGGUCAGAAAGGUGCCUGGAGGCGAGGUCAUGCAGGGCCAUUGAGGUCAUAACAAGACAGGAUUUUAUUCUACAUGUGAUAGGAAACUGGAACUGAAUGACUUGGGAAAGCACGUGACUUGCCUUCCAAUGGUGAUAAAAAAAUACCAACAGUAAGUGUAAUUUAUUGAAUCCUUAGUGUGGUUUAGGCAUUAUGCUAAGACUUCCCAUAGUUUAUCCCAUUUAGUUGUUGCAAGGAUGCAGUGAUUUUGUAAUGUUUAAAUGAGACAUUUGUCUCCUUCAGUCUCCUGCCCAAAUACUUGUUCCUUCCUCCACCCCACAACUGCUUCUCUGUUUCAUGUGAGCAGAGAGAGAUGAAUGGCCUUUUAUGCACAUUCUAGUAAAUUAGGUUGGUUCAUUUACUCACACAACAAGCACAGACAACGCUGGAGUUUGGAAAGGUGAAGAAGUCAUGCUCCCUGGACAACAGGAGCCUUUAACACGCCUUUUACCUGCUGAAGUACUCAGGAUAUUUGUUCUUCUAUUAACUGUAGUGAGCAUUGUGUGGGUCCCAUUGGUUCAAGUGUCUCAAAACGGACAACUAAUCCAUUACACAGAAUCAAUUUCUAGCUACCUUGGACCUCCAAUUGCAGCUGUUUUUGUGCUUGCCAUCUUCUGUAAAAGAGUCAAUGAACAGGGAGCAUUCUGGGGUCUAAUGGUUGGACUUGCGAUGGGCCUCAUUCGUAUGAUAACAGAGUUUGUUUAUGGAACAGCGAGUUGCUUGGCUCCAAGUAACUGUCCCAAGAUUAUCUGUGGAGUGCACUAUCUCUACUUUUCCAUCAUUCUCUUUUUUGGGUCCAUGCUGGUCGUCCUGGGAAUUUCCCUCUUAACAAAACCCAUUCCUGAUGUACAUGUGAGUGAUGAGUAAUGGAUAUAUGCUAAUUUUAAAAGAAGAGUUAUUUGCCUUUUAGUGUAUGAGUGUAUGAGUUC